Molecule: messenger RNA, 1117 nt
Organism: Medioppia subpectinata
Lineage: Eukaryota; Metazoa; Arthropoda; Arachnida; Sarcoptiformes; Oppiidae
Source: the annotation of a GenBank genome assembly
GAACGCCAAAGACAUCGAAAACAAGGAAAUGUUGGAUGAGAUGCGCAAAGAGUUGGCCUUCAAUUCGGAGUCUCUUCGUCGGGAACAGAGACGCGAAUACGACAAUGAUUUGGAGAUAAUGUCUAUGAACCGCAAAGUAUCGGCACUCGAACACCAAUUGGCCGAUAGUAAGGACCAGUUGGACGCACACAACCGUAUGGUUGCGCCACUCGAACAACAAGUGUCGGACACCAAAGAGCUAUUGGAGGCCAGGAGUCAAAAGGUUAUAUCACUUGAGCAACAAUUGUCCGAAACCCGUGACCUAUUAGAAGCUCAAAGCCGUAAAGUAUCGCCACUCGAACAGCAAUUAUCAGACAAUCGAGACCUUCUGGAGGUCCAGAAUCGUAAGGUGUUGUCACUCGAGAAUCAAUUAUCUAAAACCGAAGACCUAUUGGAGGCACAGAAUCGCAAGAUAUUGUCACUCGAGGAAGAGUUGUCGGACACCAAAGACAUGAUAGACAGCGAUACGAGUGAUACAGAAAAAUAUCGACAAUUGGCUGAUGAAAGGCAGGAACUGUUGAACGAAUUGAAUCUAACCAACAAUGGCUUAACACAAGACUUGUCGAAAGCUAACGAAAUCAUUAGGAAAUUGCAGACAGAGAUGCAGUCAACACAUCAAAAGCUACUGCUUUUAAAUAAAGUGACUAUUAGGAAAUUGCAGACAGAGAUGCAGUCAACACAUCAAAAGCUACUGCUUUUAAAUAAAGUGACGUCAAAACAAGAGGAGACGGUAGACCUGCACCACAACGCCGUACAGAAGUUGGACUCGGAUUUGCGCCACUGUUCCCAACAGUUGAAGGCCAGAGAUAAAGAGUACCAAACAUUACGCAAAGACUUUGAUGCGCUGAAAGGCAAAUGUAGUGAAACGGAGGCCCAGUUGACGGCCAAUCAGAAUAUCAUAUCGUAUUUAAAUCAACAAUUGAGUGAAUUGCAGGCAAAACACGGAAUCAAAUCUAUAGAUGUGUCAAAAAUAGCCACUCAAUCAUCACAGAAGUCAACGCAUCCCAAAGUUAUCGCUCAAAGAAAUGCUGUCUUUGUUAAUAAGUCCACAAAAAAUGAUAAUCUCUUCAGAAGAUAA